Archocentrus centrarchus (flier cichlid) is the source of this 2599-nucleotide messenger RNA. RefSeq names its product glyceronephosphate O-acyltransferase 2 (gene gnpat2). Gene Ontology annotation, cellular component: mitochondrial membrane; peroxisomal membrane. The record is from RefSeq and is a predicted model, not a curated record. Bases 113 to 2149 code for a protein of 678 amino acids. Gene Ontology annotation, biological process: triglyceride biosynthetic process; ether lipid biosynthetic process; fatty acid metabolic process. Lineage: Eukaryota; Metazoa; Chordata; Actinopteri; Cichliformes; Cichlidae. The transcript has 16 exons. Gene Ontology annotation, molecular function: glycerol-3-phosphate O-acyltransferase activity; glycerone-phosphate O-acyltransferase activity.
CCGAAGUGCUGUAUUACAACACGCAGUGUGUAUCGAGGAGAACCUCCAAGUACAAAAAGACAAAGUCAAUGAGAGCAGUCACCUGCUGGGGUCGUGUUCCUCCGUGUACAGAAUGACGAAUACGUAUAAAGAUUCAGCCACAGCAAACCUGAAGGAUGAGGAUGAAUUUACGGAUGUAUUAGAGGAGAGGAGGCGCAGCAGUGAUCUUAGCUAUGCCCUGAGGACGUUUACCCCCCAACUGUACAAAGGAGCCCCACCCUGCUCCACCUCUGACCUCAACAAAGCUGUGCUGGAGUCCCACUAUCUGCGCUAUGUUGCUAAAGAGAUUGCCAUGGAGACGGGGUCAUCUGUGGAGAAGGUGCGAGAAGAGGCCUGUGGGAUUUUGGAGGAAAUGUCUCAAAACCUGCAGCUGGGGUUUAUCAGACUGAUGGCCUACACUGUCAACAAGGUGUUCAAGAGAGUCUUCAGAAGCAUCUAUGUCAACAUGGAAGGACUCAGCAUGCUCCAACAAGCCGUCCAGGAGAGUCCCGUGAUCCUGAUUCCCAAUCACAGGAGUUAUAUGGACUUCCUGGUUAUCUCCUACAUCCUGUUCACCUACGACAUCCCAAUACCUGUCAUUGCUGCAGGAAUUCCUCUGGCAGGGAUGAAGAUUGUUGGAGGGAUUCUGCGCCGCUCUGGAGCUUUCUUUAUCCGACGAGCGAUCGGCUCUGAUAAACUGUACUGGGCGGUACUGACAGAAUACGUCCGAACAAUUGUCAGGACAGGAUAUGCUCCUUUAGAGUUUUAUGUAGAAGGCUUCAGGAGUCGCACACUGAAGUCUCUGGUGCCAAAGCUUGGUAUGAUGGACAUGGUGCUGGAGCCCUACUUCAAAGGUGAGGUAUUCGAUGUCACGCUGGUGCCCAUCAGCAUCAGUUAUGACAGAGUGCUGGAGGAGUCAUUGCUCGCACUUGAGUUACUGGGUGUCCCCAAACCCAAAGAAAGCACCAUGGGACUCUUUAAGGCUAGCAGCGUUCUGCAGGAAGAUUACGGCUGCAUGCAUGUGAACUUUGGCCGCCCCCUGUCUGCCCGACAGCUGUGUGAAGGAAAGAUAAAUCGGAGCGAGUACAACCUCAUACCAAGAGAUCUUCCUCAGAGGCCCACUCCAGAGACCCAGGGCUGUGUGAACUGGCUGGCUUGUUUGAUUGUAAGAACCCAGGAGGAGGGUUCUCUGAUCAGCCCUUGGUCUUUGAUGGCCUGCCUGUUGCUCCAGGCUCCAGUCACAACUUUAACAGAAGAGGGCCUUCAGUGGCAUGAAGUCACAGAAAAAACCCUCUGGCUCAGGAAACUGGCGCUGGACUUUGGGGCUCGUCUGAACUGGCCGGCAAACAUCCCAGAUGCUGAUGUGAUGUCAUCCACCAUGGCUCUUCAUCACUCCAUUGUCCAUCAUAAAGCGGGCCGUGUCUACCUGGUUCAGGAGGAAGAGCCAGCGAAGCAACAUCCACUCAGUCCAGAGGAGGAUGUGAUGAGGACAGCACCAGCGAUGCUGAUGCUGGUUUCUUAUAGGAAUCAAGCGUUACAUGUUUUUGUGCGUCCAGGAAUGCUCGCAACUGCCAUACACAUCACAAAAAGUGCACAGAGGGAUGAGCUCUUCACCUUCUUCUGCUUCCUGCAGGAUGUCUUCUCCAAUGAAUUCAUCUUUAUCCCCGGCAGGGCAUCUCAGGACUUUGAGGAGGCAUGUUCAUUCCUGCAGAAAUGUGGAGCAGUCCUCAUCAGUCAACAGGAAGUGACCGUGUCAGACACAGGGCUGGAAGUGCUGUCCUUUCUGCAGAAGCUGCUGCAACCCUUCUUAGACUCAUAUCAGCUGAUGUUCAGGUUCUUGUGUGAAGAGGAAGAUUGUGUGUUUACUGAGAAACGGGUUCUACCUGCUGUGCGAAACCUGGCUACAAAGCUCAUCCUCUCAGGUGACCUUCACACGUUUGAAGCCCUUUCUUCUGAUGUGCAGAAAAAUGUCUUUUCGGCCCUUCGAAGGCUGGAGGCAGUGACAAAGCUGAGGGCGUCCGAGCAGAACGAGUACAAAGUGAACAAAGGAGCUGUCAGAAGAAUUGGAGACAUGCUCUCUGGGAAAAUCCCUCCUGAGAGGCUCCACGCUACACCUGACGCAAGACUUUAGUGUCAGCUUCCCUGUCUACUCCUUCCUCAUCAUCAUCCCGCCUGUCUCUUUAUGCCGCACGCAGUACAAGUGCAGUCUGAGCUCAGAGGCAAAAUACUUGAUCCCGGAUGCCAGCCAGACUUAAUCUAUUGAAUGUUGGCUACUUCUGUCUUUGCUCUCAUCCUUUUACAGACCUGACAGGGCUGAGAUAAAGCCAAACAGCCCUGCAGGAUAAAUGUUGGUGACCUAAAGGUGGCCUACUGCUGAUUUAGUUUGACUUCAACUAGAAUGAGUAGGUGAACAGCGACAUUUUGAUAACCCUGUUUUCCAUUGCCAGUCCUGUGGAUUAAGAUAAUGCUAAUAGAUUUAUUUUUUUAAUCAUAUUGCUGUAGAUUUAUUGUUAAUAAAUGUCUGAACAAAUGAACAAGAUAGCACUUUAAAAUAGUUUGUGAGAUUAAGGAGUAAAAUAAU